GAAGUAGCCGAGCCAUGAUAGCGGAUAUGGCCUUGUGACGUUGAACGGUUGCUGCCGGGAUUCCGAACGUCGGUGGAACGUCGUUCUGUAUCACGUGUAGCCGGCACCGGGCUGACUGGAAGCGUUUCUUGUUGGCGAAAUUGGCGGCGAGAAAGAUCACGAAGAACCGAGGAUAACAGACAUAAAGAGGGGUCUUUGACAUGUACUUAAUGGUGCUAGCAGGUUACAUGUGACAUGACAAAAAUAAUCCAAUGGGUCAUCAAGAUGGCUUCAGAGGCUCCAAGAUCUACAGUGUCAUUGGUUGGACCAGGGUCUAUUUUAGAUAAACCUUCGCUCCACGUGGUGGGGUAUUUGGGAAAAAAUCCUGAUUCCAGUACAGCUUCUCCAGAUGGAUGCUGCCCAGUGUGCAAGGCCAAAGGCCAGUCCCAAGCUCUUCGUACAUACAGGAUUAAUUUUACUCAGUCGAUCUUCCUGUGUGCUAAUCCACAGUGUAUUUACCCCCUGGGGUAUACCCCUCUGGAUAACAUAAUUGCAAACACAGCAGACCUAAAGAAACCGUGUUGUCCUUCUAAGCAGAAGAAGCGUACUUACUCAGAAACCUCAAUAACUAAGCCAUGUAUGAAGAAACUGAAAACUGAUGCUUCAGUCUGUGGAGAGCCGCUCUCAAAAAAUGACAUUUCAUCUUCCCAGAACAACUGCAACCAUUUGUCUGUCUCCACUAACCCAGCCUGUGAAGGUUUCAUUUACAAUGGUUCCUUGCAGUCUGACCACAGAGAGCAUACCAAGCAAAAUGUGACGGAAAGGUCUAGCCGCUUCAGUAAUGGUACGGCUAUCCUUCAUCCCGUAUCCCCAUCAACAUCUAAAGCACCAAUAUGUGAUCGGACAGGAUUGUCUGGACAGAUCCACACGAAUGAUUUCCUGUCUGUGCAAAACAAUGCCGAACAGAAUAACAUGUUGCGCGGUGACUUUGUUGCCGUUUUACAUGAAGAACCAACGCUAUUGGCAAUGUGUGAAAGCUCAAAACUAGAUGGUACACAGACCAAUGGAAAUCUGACACAAAACGGGCACAUUGAAGGUAGUUCUGUACUUGACAAAAGUACCUCACCUGAUCACCAGCACGAGAGAGGUUCAUUGAUGGAAAUUUCCAGUCCCAUACACAAUGAGUCUUGUGUCACCCAAGAAAUUGAGAAUAUAAAACCGACACACAAUUCAUUACAGGCAUCUGGACUAUCAGAACUAGUUGAUCUCAUCCAGGACAGUCAACGUGCUUCUAAAAAUGAACUCCAAAGUGGCGCAGUGAUGGAGGUGUUCAGUUCCUCACAUGAUGAGAAAACUGACAGACAGGCAGACUCUUCGUUAAUUGAAUGUGAAUUGUUAGAAUCUGUUGAUUUACUACAAAGCAACCACAAUGACUGUGGAGAUCCAUACUAUCCUUCAAUACUGCAGCAAGCAAAACCAGAUUGUAAUGCACAAAAAAGAUCAACAGAGAACAUUAUUAGUCUCUUAAAUAAUAAAGAAGCGGCUGAGCAAGACAAUGAAACGCUUAAUGUGGCAGGACUCUCAUUACCAGAAUCUGAAUCGUCUGAUUUGUUUGGGGACAGUCAAAAUCCGUGUGAACAUACAGCCUCUCCUACAUUGUUUGCAGUGUCUCAAGCUGAACAGCAAGUGAAAGAAGACUCAUUAAUAGCUUUAUCUGUUCCCCAUUACACUGCUGUGGAAAAAAGUAUCAAUACAAAUGCUGAAGCUUUGUUACUACAGGAUAGCCCAGCUGAGCAGAAUAACAUGAUGGAUCACGACCCCAAGGAUGUUCCUUUAUCAGGGGUGUCCUCCUCGGAAUGCAUCUCGGAGAGUAAAAAUGAAGAUGGAUACAGUGCAGGGAUGUGUCAGUCUAAUGUUGUCCUUGAAGGGUCAUCUCUGGAAAAAAUUGAGGUAUUACAAGAUAGCAUGGCUGAGGAGAGUAACAUGGUGGACAUGGAAGUCUCUUUAUUAAAUCAUGACCAGGAGACCAAGGAUGUUCCAUUAUCAGAGGUGUCCUCAGAAUCCCUCAUAGAAGCACGCCAGUCUGAUGAUGUCCUUCAAGGGCCAUCUCUGGAAAAAAUUAAGGUAUCACAUGAUAGCAUGGCUGAGCAGAGUAAAACAGUGGACGUGGAAGUCUCUUUAUUAAAUCAUGACCAGGAGACCAAGGAUGUUCCAUUAUCAGAGGUGUCCUCAGAAGGCCUCAAAGAAGCACGCCAGUCUGAUGAUGUCCUUGAAGGGCCAUCUCUGGAGAAAAUUGAGGUAUCACAUGAUAGCGUGGCUGAGCAGAGUAAAACUGUGGACGUGGAAGUCUCUUUAGUAAAUCCUGACCAGGAGACCAAGGAUGUUCCCUUAUCAGAGGUGUCAUCUUUAGAAUGUGUGUCUAAGUUUAAGGGUGAAGAUAGAUGCACUGUAAGUGCGAUCUCAGAAAUGUGUCAGUCUGAUGAUGUCCUUGAAGUGCCAUCUGUGGAAAAAAUCAAGGUAUCAGCUGAGCAGAGUAACACUGACAUGAAUGUCUCUUUAGUAAGUGAUGACCAGGUCACCGAGGGUGUUAAAUUAUCAACGGUGUCAUCUUCAGAAUGCGUGUCUGAGAAUAAAAGUCCGGAUGGGUCCACUGCAAGCACGAUCACAGAUGUGUCUGGUAACUCUGAAGAGACAUCUCUGAACACUCAACUAUCUGUAGAGCAAACGAGCAUCCAGUCACCACAUAAAGAAUUGAAAUAUCUUCAUUGGAGAAACAAACACUCGCUCUGUUGGUUAGACUGUAUACUGUCCACUCUGGUUCAUUCUAGCACAGUUAAGCACACUGUGGCACAAGAUGGCUCUGUGGAGGAUUCAAUCAUCCAUAAACUCCUUGAAAAAUAUCAGGAAGCAAAUUCAAUAGUGACACCAAAUGGCAAAAAGAACAAAGGAUGUCAAAGAACGCUUAAUUUGGCCCAGAAGUGCCUGGAUGAGAUCAGAAUUUUUAUUUUUGACAAAAUAAAGACCUCUUUGAAGUGUAAAUUGGGAAUGAAGGAAAGUCCGGUUUUUGCGUUUCCAUUAAUUUUGCAGCAGGACCCGAAGUUUAAGGAACUCUUUGUUCACACUUUUUCGUGGAACUUUUCGUGUGAACUUUGUGGAUACAAAAGUCAGGAGAGGUGCCAGAAAACAAUGACAACUUUUACAAACAUCUUUCCAGACUGGAAACCCCUGAACGCAGUGCAUCGAGCUCCCUGCAAUGUGUGUCAGGACUCUGCCCAGAAACGCUCAAUGACUUUGGAAAAGGUCCACUCUGUGUUCAUGCUUCACUUUGUGGAAGGGCUACCAAGCAAUGAUGUUCAGAUGUAUUCAUUUCAGCUUGAAGGGCACAUGUAUGAGGUUAAGACGGUGAUCCAGUAUCAGGGUGACCAUUUUGCUACUUGGAUUGCAACCGGUGAUGGUACAUGGCUGGAGUCUGAUGACAUGAAAGGAUCGUACUGCAAAAAACACAACUUCUUUGAUGUCCCUCCUUCAGAAAUUCAUAUUGUAAUUUGGGAGAGGAAUACUUCAAAUAUGACCCAAGAGCCAACUCCCCGUGCUUCAGCAGAAGAAUAUCAAGCAGUUAAUUCAGUAAACCAGUGUUCCUUGGAUUCUAGUCAGCCGGUGUUAUCUGCUUCAGCGGAAUUGCCUAAAGAGAGCGUACCCGAGUCCGUGCCGGAAUCACAGGUCCCAAAUCGAUCGGACAUUCUAUCAGGACUGGAAGGUUAUGCUGAUGAUGAUAUUAUAACUUUGAAUCUGGUAGAAAUACCUGUUGAUUCUUUGGGUAAUCCAAUUGAAAACAGUCUUGCCCCGGUCUCGGUUACGCCUGCAGCACAAGUACAGACCAUUGUACCUGCCACGCUACCAGACACUGCUGUGUGUGAAUUGCCUCAUAAUUCCGAAUUGUUAUCUGGUGGUAAUGGACAAGAGUUGUCUUCUGUCUCUUCCAAUUCACACGCAGGAAGUGUACCUUGUGGUGUUGAUCAUGUUCAGCAGAAUGUGUGUUCUAUCAAAGGUAAGAGUGACAAAGAAUUGGUAAAACCAUCCACUGGAAAAUCGACUAAGAAACCUAGAAAACGCCCUGACUAUUCCAGACUAGAGAAUGUAAAGAAGGGAGUAGUUGGCAGCUGGAUGAAGAGUUUGAUGAGUAAGAAUCCUUCUUUCAUGAAUUCUACUGUGUAUGGUUUGCCCAAGAAGACUACACCUGUCAAUUCCAGUCCUCUUCUAACUGUUACUGAUGUGCAUGCUGUUAAAAAGGCACAAAAUUUUGGUGCCUUCCAAGCAAAAGGAGCCCCAAGCAACUUCAGUACACCUGACUCAAAAUUACUCACCCAAAAUAGAAAUGGUGCGUCUCACAGUGUACAUGUCCCCAAAACCAGUCCACCCGCUGACACUUUUCGUACGCCCACUGUUUCAAAUCAGAUGACGGCUGGGCAGAACAGAGUGGGUUGUGGCAAACUGCAAUUCAAAAAUGAGAUGUCGUCUAAUGAAGAUAAAAUUCGUAAACUUAGGCUGAAAUUGCUAAAGAAGCUAAAAGCCAAGAAGAAUGAGCUGGCCAGUCUUGAAAAGCUUGCAAAAUCUCAGCAUAACAAUGACAGCGGCGGUCCGAUGAAUGGUGGUGCUCAGGCUACCUUCAAUCGGCGUGAACACUUGCGUGGAUUUCUCCAGGAGUUACAAGAACAUCUGGAUAACGCCGACAAUGAAUCCGUAUGCACCAUGAGUUCCAGCGCAUCUCUUUGUAGCAGCCCGGGAGAUGCAGAAUUCUUUGCCGACUUAUUUUCUCCAUCAUCCACAACAAAGGAGAACAGCGAUGACAGCAGUUAUCUGGAAAUGUUUGUUGAUAAUCUUGACUCCUCCUUACCUAAUAAUCACACAACAGUUCAGUCUGCAGAAUAUCAACAACAUACAAAUGGCCAUCACUUCCCAGCAGACAGUCCAUCCCUUCUGCAAGCUACUCCAGGAAGUACAACUUUUGCCCCAAAUGGUGGUUUAAAUACAUCUGUCUCAGAAGAGACCUUCAAUUUCCUCUCAUCAUCUACAUUGGAAAUGUUGAAUGAGGAAAAUCAAUAUUUUCCUCCUUUUGAUGAUAUAUUUUAAAAUAAACUCAAUUGUUAGAAAGAAGUCUUUCUUUAAUGACUUGCAUAUAGAUAAUCCUAGGCAGUUUGCACUGAAGUUAAGUAUGCAAUACGACAGCACUGGGGCAUUGUAUAAUUAUUUUAUAGCACUUAAUCUAUUCUUUCUUUAAAACAGUUUUGUGAGUUCCCUUCUCAAAGGACGUAAGCAAACUUACCCUUGUAUAUGUGAUUUUAUCUGCAUCUGGAAGUUCUUCCAUCAGUUAUCACAGAUCUUGAGUCCUGUUCAACAAACAUACACCAUACACGAUUUGGCCUUUGCAAG
This is a messenger RNA of Spea bombifrons (plains spadefoot toad), 5409 nucleotides long. RefSeq names its product ubiquitin specific peptidase like 1 (gene USPL1). Gene Ontology annotation, molecular function: SUMO binding. Lineage: Eukaryota; Metazoa; Chordata; Amphibia; Anura; Pelobatidae. Gene Ontology annotation, biological process: Cajal body organization; protein desumoylation. Gene Ontology annotation, cellular component: Cajal body. The record is from RefSeq and is a predicted model, not a curated record. The transcript is spliced from 9 exons. The coding region runs from base 235 to 5109 and encodes 1624 amino acids.